AUCAGUCAUGUUCGCAGCUCGCAACGCCCUCCGCGCUGGCCUUCGCCAGGCUCAGCAGCCUCGCAUGUUCUCGACUUCGGCCGUCAACAACAAGAAUGUUGCCGUCCUUGGUGCUUCGGGUGGAAUUGGCCAACCUCUCUCCCUCCUCCUGAAGAACGACCCCCUCGUUACUCAGCUCCGCCUCUUCGACGUCCGCCUCGCCCCCGGUGUUGCGGCAGACAUUGGCCACAUCAACACCCCCGCAGUCACCACCGGCUACUCGCCCGAUGGAGCUGAGGGUGGGCUCGAGAAGUGCCUCGAGGGAGCUGAGGUUAUUGUCAUCCCUGCCGGUGUGCCGAGGAAGCCCGGAAUGACCCGUGACGACCUCUUCAACACCAACGCCUCCAUCGUCCGUGACCUUGCCAAGGCUGCGGCCAAGGUCGCCCCCAAGGCGCACAUGCUCAUCAUCUCGAACCCGGUCAACUCGACUGUCCCCAUCGUCCGUGAGGUCUUCAAGAAGGCCGGUGUCUACGAUGCCAAGAAGCUCUUCGGUGUCACCACCCUCGACGUCACCCGCGCUUCCACCUUCCUCUCCGGCAUCUCCGGUGCUGCUCCCUCGGAGACGAUCGUCCCCGUCGUCGGUGGCCACUCUGGCGUGACCAUCGUCCCUCUCCUCUCUCAGGCUGCCCAGUCUUCGUCCGUCAAGGCUGGCGAGCAGUACGAGAAGCUCGUCCACCGCAUCCAAUUCGGCGGUGACGAGGUCGUCAAGGCCAAGGACGGUGCCGGCUCCGCUACCCUCUCCAUGGCUUACGCCGCCGCCGUCUUCACCAACUCGCUGCUCCGCGCCCUUAAGGGCGAGAAGGGCAUCAAGGAGUGCGCGUACGUCGACUCGCCCCUCUACAAGGACCAGGGCGUCGACUUCUUCGCCUCGGCCGUCGAGCUUGGCCCUGAGGGUGUCAAGGAGAUCAACCCUAUUGGCAACAUCAGCAAGGAAGAGGAGAAGCUCCUCGAGGCUGCCGUUCCUGAGCUGGCCAAGAAUGUGCAGAAGGGCAUCAAGUGGGUUGGUGAGAACCCUUAAAAGCGGGUGGGGGAGAAGAAGGUGUGGAAACAUAUCAGUAGACGCCCGAUGAGGAGCCGUUGCGUGGGAGGGAGAGGAGACGAUGACACUUGGGAGUCGUAGUCCUCUUCUGCCCACUCCUCGUUUUUAAUUCAAUAUCGUCCCCUGUUUCAGGUGCAACACAACGACAACGAUGCAGCGAGCGUGAUGUAGCAAGACGAUCCUCGGUGUGAGCGCACAAUGGCGGCGUGAGUACGAGCACGAAACAAAGUGAGAGAAGGGUAGCCGUGAGGUCGACGGCAAAAAGGGACGAUGAUCGCGGGCGCCUUCGUAGAGCUCGUCAAUCAUGCACGAGUACCCACAACUGUAGGAGCU
Molecule: messenger RNA, 1411 nt
Organism: Jaminaea rosea
Lineage: Eukaryota; Fungi; Basidiomycota; Exobasidiomycetes; Microstromatales
Product: putative MDH1-malate dehydrogenase precursor, mitochondrial
Exons: 4
Coding region: 8-1057 (349 amino acids)
Biological process (GO): tricarboxylic acid cycle; malate metabolic process
Cellular component (GO): mitochondrion; cytoplasm
Molecular function (GO): L-malate dehydrogenase (NAD+) activity
Source: RefSeq, a predicted model, not a curated record